Messenger RNA from Phycodurus eques (leafy seadragon), 3682 nucleotides. RefSeq names its product potassium voltage-gated channel subfamily A member 1-like. Gene Ontology annotation, biological process: protein homooligomerization; potassium ion transmembrane transport. Gene Ontology annotation, cellular component: synapse; paranode region of axon; membrane. The record is from RefSeq and is a predicted model, not a curated record. Gene Ontology annotation, molecular function: protein binding; delayed rectifier potassium channel activity. NCBI's taxonomy places the organism in Eukaryota, Metazoa, Chordata, Actinopteri, Syngnathiformes, Syngnathidae. Bases 351 to 1823 code for a protein of 490 amino acids. The transcript has 2 exons.
UGUUUUCCCCCUACCAUCUCGCUACUGGACGGGAGCUGCCAUGUGAGACACUUCACAUGGGCGCAUCGACCGGAGCCCAGGACGCGUCGGAGACCCCGCCAUCCGCCAACGGCCCCCCGAGAGGCAUCGGUGUUGGAGAGCAGCAAUGGUCCAGUCAGCGAGAACCGCAGUGGAGCCACACUGAGGCAGAUUCAGCCAACCGGCCCCUCGUGUCCCGGGGACGGUUGGACGUUCCGAGCACUUUAAGGGGCGCAGGAAGCCGAGGAGGUCUUAAUCCGCCCCGGGCCCGCACGCCCGCCCUGUCAGACUAACCGCAUCCCUGCGCCGCCUCGCCGCCCCCUCCGCCCAAAAUGACGGUGGUCUCAGGAGACAACGUGGACGAGACUUCGGCCGUGCCGGGCCACCCCCAGGACGCCUACCCGCCGCCCGACAACAACGACCACGAGUGCUGCGAGAGGGUGGUCAUCAACAUAGCCGGCCUCAGGUUCGAAACGCAGCUCAAGACCCUCUCCCAAUUCCCGGAGACGCUGCUGGGCAACCCCAAGAAGCGCAUGCGCUACUUCGACCCCCUGCGAAACGAGUACUUCUUCGACAGGAACCGGCCCAGCUUCGACGCCAUCCUGUACUACUACCAGUCCGGGGGGAGGCUGCGGAGGCCCGUCAACGUCCCCUUGGACAUGUUCUCAGAGGAGAUCAAGUUCUACGAACUGGGGGCGGAGGCCAUGGAGAGGUUCCGAGAAGACGAGGGCUUCAUCAGGGAGGAGGAGCGACCCCUGCCCGAGAAGGAGUUCCAGCGUCAGAUCUGGCUUCUCUUCGAGCACCCGGAGAGCUCGGGCCCAGCCAGGGGGAUCGCCAUCGUUUCCGUCAUGGUCAUCCUCAUUUCCAUCGUUAUAUUUUGUUUGGAGACUCUACCGCAGCUCGAGGAGGUACCCCCCCUGGAGACUGUAGGCAACACCACCAUCUACUACAAGCCAAACAUCCUCACAGACCCCUUCUUCAUCAUCGAGACCCUCUGCAUCAUCUGGUUCUCCUUCGAGUUGAUAGUACGCUUUCUGGCGUGCCCCAGCAAACCGGCCUUCUUCAAGAACAUGAUGAACACCAUUGACAUUGUGGCCAUCAUCCCCUACUUCAUCACGCUGGGCACCGAGCUGGCCGAAGACCCCGACACCGAGGGGGUUGGGGAGCAGGCCACGUCUCUGGCCAUACUCAGGGUGAUCCGUCUGGUUCGGGUGUUCCGGAUCUUCAAGCUUUCCCGACACUCCAAAGGACUGCAAAUUUUGGGGCAGACGCUCAAAGCCAGCAUGCGAGAGCUGGGACUGCUCAUCUUCUUCCUCUUCAUCGGCGUCAUCUUGUUCUCCAGCGCCGUCUUCUUCGCCGAGGCCGAGGAGCAGGGUUCCUAUUUCAGAAGCAUCCCCGACGCCUUCUGGUGGGCGGUGGUGUCCAUGACCACCGUGGGCUACGGCGACAUGGUGCCGGUCACCAUCGGGGGCAAGAUCGUGGGAUCUCUGUGCGCCAUCGCUGGCGUGUUGACCAUCGCGCUGCCUGUGCCCGUCAUCGUGUCCAACUUCAACUACUUCUACCACAGGGAGACGGAGGGCGAGGAGCAGGCCCAGCUGCUCAACGUCAGCAAUCCCAACAUCCCGUCCGACACCAACUCCAGCCGUCGCAGCUCCUCCGCGGUCAGCAAGUCCGAGUACAUGGAGAUCGACGGCGACCUGAACAACAGUAUCGACAACUUCCGGGAGGCCAACCUCAGAACUGGCAACUGCACUAUAGCCAACCAGAACUGUGUGAACAAGAACAAGCUGCUCACAGAUGUUUAGGCGCCGGGACCGUGGUGGGCUUCGCCAGGGCUUCGUUAAGGCCUGCUGAAAACGGAGAAGCUAACACCGUUAGAGUAGAGAGCAGUUAGAUAGGCUAAUCGAUUCUUCUAAUCCCGCAAGUAUGUACGCCCAAAUGAUCUCCUCUCCUAUUGAUAACCUCACAUAUAACCGACUAGGAGUUAGGAUGCAGAGCACACUCACGUCUUAUCAGGCAAAAGAAUGCAUGGAACACCGAGAACCAACACAGCGGAGAAGUCAUCGCCAACUUGAAAAGAAGCUAGAGUAGAUGUUGGAUCCUCCGCUGCCACCCACCCCCGAUUCCACUUCCUCCCCGCCCCCCUUUGAAGGAUCUGACCGUUCCGCGAGAAGCACCUUAUGGGAGGAAGACCGACCUGGAUGUAAACGCGUCCGCUGGCUCCCGGGGGGGGGGGGGCGGCCGAGUGAUCCGGAGCCCCCUUUAGAUGCAGCGCAGCGCCGCGAGCUUCACGCAUGAUGACUGACUUCCCAUUUUGACGCAUGCAACCGGACCAAUACGUUCUUGCCAUCACGGAGACCGUGUUCUGUCGGCGCCGUCCGUCGCCCGUGUUUUUGCACCAAACGCACCCGACGAGGGUUUGAGUUGACAUGUUUAGAAAUAUAGGAUUUGAAUGUUCAAUCUUAAGGGGACGCUUCAGAAAUGAGAUCAUAGCAUGAGAAAAAAAAAAGAACCUGCAUUACGGUCGUUGGACAUUAGGUACGUUUUGUAUGCUGGCAUAUUUAAUGCAUGACAUUAGUAAGCAGCUUGUUGCAACUCAGGCACUCUGCAGAGUCCUUUUUUGGUCAGGGAAAGGAAAAAGAAUCCCCAAAAUGCAUUGCAUUCCCAUAUAUAUCCAAAGCCACAAUUUAGCCACUUUAAGAAAUCUAAGUAACCACUAUCCAAACUGCAUUUAACCAUAAAGUAAGUUCAAAUAGCGCAGUGCAUGAGCCUCGGUUCCACGAGAACACUAGCUUCCGUUUCCACUUCAGGUUUGGUUUUGGGCGGCAAAUUGCCGACGCGCAGUUUGCGGAACGAUUGGAGUUCUUCGGACGUGAGUUGCUAGUGCCUUUAAUUCCGCUCACCGCCAGGACCAGCGGAAGUGCCUCUCAGUCGUUAUGGGAUGGAAGCGUGCGGUUCGGCUGACCUGCUUGAGAUCUUAGUCGUGACAGGGAGAAGAAGACGAAGAACGAAGAACGACGAGUGAGUGAAAAUCAAAACAAAAUAAGAUCCCGACUCUCGCGCACAAGCUGGUUUUGGCUUAACGACGCUUAACCAAGCAGCGACGUAAUGUAUUUUCCAUGUUUACCGAUCCAAAUCAAAAGGGAAUACUGACAGGUUUUCACCAUCAUUUAUUCAUGCCUGGCCUUGUUUGUUUGUUUGUUUGUUUGUUUGUUUGUUUGCUCUGUGCAUCCUUCCAGAGUCUCUACCUCAGUUUGCCAGGUCAUUGCAGACACGCUGCAGAGGCGCAUUCAACAUUCAAAGCAGGGUUUCCUUCCCUCCCUCCCUCCUUCCCUCCCUCCCACCCUUCAGUCCUUCCUUCCUCCCUUCCUCCCUCCCUUCCUUCCUUCCUUCCUCCCUUCCUCCCUUCCACUCCAAACUGCAGUGGUGCAAUACUGAACGCGAGCAUCCCAAAGUAUCAUCGCCUUUGCACGAGCACUUAAGGAGGAAAAAAAGAGAGAGAGAGAGAGAGAGUGUGUGUGCGUGUGUGUGUGUGUGUGUGUGUGUGUGUGUGUGUGUGUGCACUGUGUCACCUUCACACUGCAUCUUUUCGGUUGUUUGUUUUGUUUUUUUUUGUCACUGAAGCUUCGCACAAUCAGAAUGUUGAUUUGGAGAGGGAUCGGUG